Molecule: messenger RNA, 210 nt
Organism: Aspergillus campestris IBT 28561
Lineage: Eukaryota; Fungi; Ascomycota; Eurotiomycetes; Eurotiales; Aspergillaceae
Product: translation machinery-associated protein 7
Exons: 3
Coding region: 1-210 (69 amino acids)
Source: RefSeq, a predicted model, not a curated record
AUGGGCGGUCAAGGCAGAGAAGGCGGCAAGGUCAAGCCCCUCAAGGCUCCCAAGAAGGCCUCCAAGGACCUCGACGAGGAUGAGAUCGCCUUCAGAGAGAAGCAGAAGGCCGACGCCAAGGCCAAGAAGGACAUGGCCGACGCAGCCAAGGGCAAGAAGGGUCCCCUGAACACGGGCUCCCAGGGUAUCAAGAAGUCGGGCAAGAAAUAA